This is a messenger RNA of Bombus huntii, 10582 nucleotides long. It is a transcript of the gene Hr3, whose product is annotated as probable nuclear hormone receptor HR3. Gene Ontology annotation, biological process: regulation of transcription by RNA polymerase II. Bases 3604 to 5628 code for a protein of 674 amino acids. Gene Ontology annotation, cellular component: nucleus. NCBI's taxonomy places the organism in Eukaryota, Metazoa, Arthropoda, Insecta, Hymenoptera, Apidae. The transcript has 9 exons. Gene Ontology annotation, molecular function: RNA polymerase II cis-regulatory region sequence-specific DNA binding; nuclear receptor activity; zinc ion binding. The record is from RefSeq and is a predicted model, not a curated record.
UCGAGCCACUGGUUCCCCGUGAAGUGCAUAGCCGAAACGAGACGUUCAGCUUUGAAACGACAUCACCACGAGCUUUUUUUCGAAACAUCCGAGGGUGAUCCCGUUCGUGACGCGAUCUACGCGCGACAGCUGUGACGUGGGUUCUCUUGCAAGUGUUGUUUUCGUGGUACCGUGUUGUGUUCCUGCCAGAAUCGAGGGGACGAACGAUCACGUACCAGCGAGCCAGGAUGACGGAGACGACAAUGACGUAAAGCCCACGAGGCCAAGUAGAUCCGACUGGCGGUCUGACUGGUUCUCUGUGUACGAGUAUCGUGAUCCUUGGCCAAAAUUCAUCUCGGAGCAGAGCUUGACACUAAAUCUAUCGUGUGAUAUUAAAAAUUAUGGAAAUCAGGUGGAUCGUGAGUCGUGGCACCUUCAUCGAGAUUCGAGAGAUUGGACAAUGAUUAAGGAAACAUCGCUCGAGCAUGCGAUGAUCCUUCGCAGUGCUCCCUCGUGUGAAUACUUGAAGCUUGGAAAACGUCGUCUAGUCGAUGACUGAACUUUCGUCGCAUUUUACAACUGAGACUGAUAUCGUCUAUCGUGUUAUCGUGUUCCUCAAAGAACUAUUGAAAUUACGUGAUAUUAUAAUACUUGUUGAAAUAACGAUAAUUGGUGGUUUGCUCCGUGGGACGUUAGUCCGAUGAAGGAAAUCGAUCGAAGAGUGGACGAUCGGGACGAGGCGAAAUGUGAAGGAACAGGAAACGCGAACGCGGGUAUCAAAUUGUUUCGCUACGUUGCACGACGUCGUGUUGAACGACGAAGCUGGUUGUUAACGGAAUAUCGACCGAAGACCGUAGCUACCGAAUUAGUCGUGGCGAAGGUCGCACAUAAACGCGUGCACCUCGUUCCUUGAGAUUUGGAUCAGCAACCCCAAAAAAGUGUUAAGGGUCACCUCCAAACUUCAACCUUUGUCAAACAUACAGACGAUUAUCAACGGACACAGCCCUCAACAAGCCAUUACUUCUAUAAGUUACGAGAAAACAAAGCUGACAGUCGUUCGUGCAAAGUGUUUUUUUUUAUUCGGGAAUAAUUCGUGAGUCAACGUCGUUAAUUGUGUCUUAUCCCUGCCAGUGACGCGUAUAUAUCUUUAAGAAGAUUAGAAAACUCACGACGCACGGUUCUGCAAUUAGUGCAUCCAGAUUAACGAGCAGAAACAUUGAAACCGAAAGUGCGAACUGGAUGAAACUCCCUCGAAGAACAGUUCUCUGAACGAGACCUACUGACCUAUCGACUCGUUGCCCCACCUUGUUUCUGCCGCCACAUUUCUUUUUCCUUUUUUCUACUGUUGCUGUUACUACUAGAUAUCGAAUCGACUAGGUAAAUUGACGCAUCAGAGGACACCGACCGGUGGAGGAAGUGGGCAUUAGAAGGCAGGAGGGCGACGUAGCUGCGCGUACGAACGCGCGGGUGAAUCGAAGAGAGUCGUUCUUUGAACGAGACCCACUGACCUAUCGACUCGCCGUUCCACUCCUACUACCCUAGCCGUCUUUCUUUCCUCGCCACCCUAUUUCAGCUUUUCUCCCCUGCGUUUGUUGGCGUGCCGCGUCGGGGUAUUCGUAAUUCCAUUUCGUGUUUCCCCUGACAGGGGUAACGUUCGAGGAUACGAAAGGGUCGAUAUCAACACGGUACACAUACAUAUGUACACAACGCAAAUACGUAAAUACACGUACAUAACGUAUAUAAGGACAAACGAGUGCCUAAGUAUUUUCAAUCGGUACUUCUGACUGAUCGUUCUAGGUGUAAAAAUUUCCAGACUCUCUAUUCCUUUUGCCUUUUUCUAUCUUUUCCGUAUUCGUUACUCCGCUUUGGAGAUUUUUUACUUCUUUUUUUUUAGCAUUUAUCGCCAACGUUACCGUGUUCAGGGUAUAUUAUUAUUAAUCUCGAUCGUUUCUCGCGGUUCUUUAGUUUCAUUGGAUCGUCUAGUAGAUCGAGUCAAGUAACUGAAUUAAGAUAUCGUUGAUACAAGGUGAAGAGUGCCUAAAUUUUAUGCCUUUCUCGAUUGACUGAUUAUUGAUACGUGGAUCGUGAACACGUAACGCAAUCGUUGUUACAAUCCUUGUAUCUUGUUCUCAAAUUUAUCUCGCGUACCUUAAUUGUUUCAACUUCCUUUCCCUUCGUCUUUAUCGUGAAAGAGGAUCGACGUCGAUCUCUUUCAUUACAAAGUAACGAAGGUCGACAACGUUUUGCGAUCGAUACGAUAAACAGUGCCUCGAGAUUAUUCUCUUCUCUCGACUGAUCGACGAAGAAACAUAUACAUUGUUGUAUCUUAUAAGCUUCCCUUCUUUUUCGCGAUUUUUCGCUUGUUAUUAUCUUGGGUGUGCCCGAAAUUCCUAGUUUUUCACCUUGUUCCCUUUCAUUUUCAAAAGGGGACUGAAGAUAUAGCUCGAAGACAAAACUUUAUCCAAGUGACUGAAAAAAAUCGACGACUGAUCGAAGAGAGAAAAAAGAAACUCUUUCAACGGCGAACGAUAUUCGUACAUACUUUCGACUCGAAUUUCAUCGUCUUUCUUCCUCUCGAAAUUUUUAUGAAGUUUUAUUUAUCGUGAUUAAAGGACUCCCCUUCUUACUCAUCUCAUUGUCCAGAGAACGAAUCGUGAUCAACAAGCACAGAAUGAUAACGAUCGACUAUACACGAGAAAAGUACACGAAGGUCAGCAAAAAUUGAUCGUAUACCGAUUACCUUCCCAUGUCUUGCAUUCUCGAUGCACCAUCGAUCUCGUUAACGUAUUAGCCGCCAUUGAUUCGAUCGCACGAAUGCGACCACGGGAAGAAUUAAUACAUACCGUUGACUAGCUUGCCAAACUAAUCGAAUCGUCGAACUUUUGCCGGGUCGACAGUACGAUCGAUCGAACGGUACACAGGGGCAGUCCUUGACAGUGCAUCUUUAAUCUCGUUCGCGGAAGAGAUGGCAUCUGGAUCGCGAUUCGAAGCCGUCGUAAUGUCCUCUGAUGUCAAACGGGAUUGCGUGGCAACCGUCGAGGAAUUUUCUCCUUGUAAGAGCGUAAUGUGCUGGUUCAGGCCGUUGACAACGAUAGCCUGAUCGUAAAACAAGGGAGGCACGACUGAAAGAGAGGGAAAGUCCAUCAGCAAUAAACCAGGAUAAGAGAGGAGAAGAUACCAGAGGCAGCAUACGGACGGACGCGUUGUUAAAAGGUCUAUCGUGAUAACAUGAAUAAAAGAUAUAUGUAAAAAAAAAAGUACUAUCUUGUAACGUGUAAAGAGAAAACUACAAAAAACGAUAUAUAUAUAUAUAUAUAUAUAUAUAUAUAUAUAUAUAUAUACAUCUAUGAUCGAAAAGUGUGAAGAAAUUCGUUAAUCGAGCAGAAGCGGCGAGCUGUGCGCAGGUACGAGUCAGGGUAACAAUUUUCCACCUGCGGAGCGAGAUAGAGACGUGCCUGAUCCAAUACGUUCAGCAUCUACUCGCCUCGUCGUAUCGAAUCGCCGAGCUUCGAAGCGAAAACGGGAACAGUGUAACAACCGAUCACGUUCGAAUCACGUUUUCCUCCCCUCGAACGCCAGAAAAAUGUCGCGGCUGUCAUUAAUGGAAGUUUAAAGAGCAACUGCAUGCGAAAAAGAGGGAAAAAAGUCGCAACGCGAAUCGAAGAAAGGAGGAACGUAAGGAAAAAAAAAGAAAAAGAUAAAAUGGCGGAAAGCGCGGCAAGUCCGGGUUCCGUGCAGGUAGCUGCGAAUAGUCCGCAGCAACAACAGCAACAGUCGCAACCACAGCAACAAACUCAACAAAAUCAACAACCACCGGAUAUAAGCAGCUCGCAGUUGGCGUCUCCACCGAUCACGGGCACAGGUACGAAUAGGAAACGAUCGAGAUCUUCCGCCCAGAUCGAAAUAAUCCCGUGCAAGGUGUGUGGCGACAAGAGCAGCGGCGUUCAUUAUGGCGUGAUCACCUGCGAGGGCUGCAAAGGCUUCUUCAGGCGGUCUCAGUCGUCGGUCGUCAACUAUCAAUGUCCGCGGAACAAGAAUUGCGUGGUCGACCGUGUAAACAGAAACCGGUGCCAGUACUGUCGGUUGCAAAAGUGCCUACGCCUCGGCAUGUCUAGAGAUGCCGUUAAAUUCGGGCGCAUGUCGAAGAAGCAAAGAGAGAAGGUCGAGGACGAAGUUAGGUUCCACAAGGCACAAAUGAGAGCGGCCUCUGAGACAGCGCCCGAUAGCAGUGUGUUUGAACAUCAGACCCCAAGCAGUUCGGAUCAGCAUCACCCUUUCAAUGGCGGGUACACGUAUGGCGGUAGUGAAUACGCUUCUCCCGGCCCCGGCACGGGUGGGUCGGGUUAUUACAAUCAUCAAGCGAUGACGAACUACGAGCUUAGCGCCGACUACGUCGACAGCACGACGACCUACGAUCCACGACCGACGCAGACGCAGGUCGCGGACACUGUCGCCCCUGAUACGCCCUCCGCUGUCACCGCGACUGGGGUACUUCCCAGCGUGGUCACCACCGGGAAGUCGCUGUCUGCCUCGACGACCGGAAGCAGCACGGGGGGUAGUGGUGGAGGUAGUAGCGGCGGCGGAGGCGGUGGAGGCGGUGGUGGCGGUGGUAACGGUGGUGGAUCCGGUGGUGGUGGCUCGGGUGGUGGAGGGAGCGGUUCUGGCACCGGCGGUGGUGCGGCUGCCGGUGGCGGUGGUGGUGCCGGUUCCCUAAGCGGGGGUGGGAUCGUUGCUGUGAAGCAAGAGACCACCGUCGAACUGGCCAGCUUGGGCCACGGCUCGUACACGAUGGUCGACUCGACGACCUUUCUGAGCAGUCAGCAACAGAGGGUCAGCAAUCCAUCCGAGGACGACGAAGUGCCGAGUCUGCCCAGUAUGUCCCAUGCGAGAUAUCCGGCACAGAUCAGCGAGUUGCUCUCAAAAACGAUAGCGGAUGCACACGCAAGAACGUGUCUGCUGUCGACGGAACAGAUCCAGGAGUCUUUCCGGAAGCCGCACGAUCUCUCCAGAUUGAUCUACUACAAGAACAUGGCGCACGAGCAGCUUUGGCUUGAGUGUGCCCAAAAACUAACCACCGUUAUCCAGCAGAUCAUCGAGUUCGCCAAGAUGGUUCCUGGAUUCAUGAAGCUCUCGCAGGACGACCAGAUUGUUCUACUAAAAGCUGGUUCCUUCGAGUUGGCUGUGCUACGUAUGAGCAGGUACCUCGAUCUCCAGCAGAACUGUGUCCUCUACGGUGACACCAUGUUACCACAGGAUGCGUUUUACACGACGGACACGGCGGAAAUGAAACUUGUUUCUUGCGUGUUUGAGUUAGCCAGGAGUAUCGCCGAAUUGAAGCUUACGGAAACAGAGCUGGCGCUUUACAGUGCAGCGGUUCUUCUUAGUCCCGAUCGGCCGGGACUGAAAGGGCUCGCGGAAAUCACGAGACUGUCACAGGCGGUGAUCAGGGCGCUCAGGUCGGAACUGGAUCGUAACCACGUGUCGCCCAUAAAGGGCGACGUGACGGUGUGCGACGCGAUCCUCGCGAAAAUCCCACAGCUCCGGGAGAUUUCUCUGUUGCACAUGGACGCUCUGGCUAAAUUCAAACGGUCGCAGCCGCAUCUCGAGUUCCCGGCCCUUCACAAAGAGCUUUUCAGCGUCGACAGCUGAACGAUCGACGCGGCGCAGGGCGUCCCGACGUUGACGAACAAAGCGGUACGCGAGUAGCGCCGGGCCUUGCUCUGUCAAGAUUAUUUCCUUCGUAAUGAACGUAUUGGGCCUUAAAUAAACAUAACAUUGUUAUAUAUAAAGUAUACAUAAAAAGCAACAUAAAGUAUAUAUGAAAGAUAUAUAGAAGUAUAUAUAUAUACAUACAUAUAUAUAUAUACACACAGAUAUAAAAUAUAUUAUAUAUAGCGAGAGAAAGUGUACGAAGCGUGCGAGUUUGUGACAGGAAGAGUGUGUUACGAUUACGUGCGUGUGGGAGAGAGCGAGACGAAAAAUACGUGCGAAUGGAGCGAAUGAAAGAGAAAGAGAGCCGGAGACGACAAGGAAUUUAAAAAGAAAAUUAAGAAUUGCAGUAACAGAGGACGAGAGAAAGAAGCGUGUGAGAAAGAUAGCUGCGUGAUAAUAGAAUUAAUGAGAGAGAGAACUGAGAAAUAUCGGUUGUUAUGAUGAUACAUACAUAAAGAAGUAUAUAUAUUGUAUUAAUUAAAAUAAAGUAAAAAAAGUGGUUAAUUAAGGGCCCCGCCAGGACGGUCCACGGACGACAUAUAUAACAAUAUAUACAUAUAUCUAUAUUACGGGGGACUGGCGUGUACUAAAGAAUGUUGGUCGGGUCGUCGCUCGCGACAUAGAAACUGAAUACAUUUAAAUAAACGCAAACGGUGCAAAAGCAAAGAAUUACCCGAACGAAAUAGCGUCGACGAAGGGUAUCGGCGUUGUGUUCAGCUGGAGAUCGCAUCGAUGUUACGAGGAGAUGUCAACGCUAUAUAAAACAAAAUAGAUGAAACGAACGAAGGAAAUGGAAUGUAUGAACGAAAAAUGAAAUAAGGGAAAACGUCGACGCGAUGUCUAACUGGCCACGCUGUUCAACUCCUGCGUUAGUGGUUCGCAUAGUUCCCUCUGAGCUACUUUAGACUCUAUAUAUGUAUAAACACACACGCAUAUAUAUACCAUAAAUAUAUAUACAUAUUAAAAAGGGUGAAAAAUGAGCACAUUCCGGCGGCACGAUCAAGAUUCAACGGUCCCUGUGCUUAAAGAGAAGAUUUAAGAAAAAGAAAAAAAAGAGGUGAAACGCGAGAAUGAAAAUAUAAAAAGAGGAGUGCUAGAGAGACAUAUAUGUAUAUAUAUGUAUACAUGUAUAUAUGUAUAUACGAUAUAUACAUACAUAUAUAUAUAUAUAAAGAUAAAAUAAAGAAAAGAAUGGAACUUUUGUCCCUGGACCGGCCUGGCCGGCUCACGGACGCAACACGUGGAUAUAAAAAUGAAAAAAAAAGUACGAGAAACACAGGCACACGGAUACAUACACACGAUAUACACACACCUGCAGCGAGACUAAAAAGAAUACGACUAAAAUGGAACACUUUUACAUACACGAUGCCUGCGCGAGCGCGUAGAUAGAGAUUAAUCGAGGUAACAUUAUGUGCGCAUUAUAAACAUUUUGGUACUGUACGGCACUGUAUGACGCAUCUCUUUAUACGUAAACACGUACUUCUUAACUAAAUAAUAAUCCAUCGCCGCGGUGAAGCCUCUCGAAGCGUUUUUACGCACCGUUACCGGCAUUCCUCGCUUUCGUCGGCCAGAGGAUACUGGCUGGUCACCUAUCGUGUCACGAACGAGCGCGCGCCAAUUCGAUUUCCGUGAGGUCCGAACGAACAACUGCUUUUUGCAUUCUUUGAAUCGUGUUGUAAUCAUAGGAUCAUUUUCAGAGCGAUAAUUUUAAAUAUUAAAACAACCUCCUGAACAAAUUCGAUAUUUGAAGAAAAUUUGAUAAAAAUGAUUUGUUUAGUGAACUUUAAAUUUCUAUGAAUUUGAAUAUUAUACUAUUUAAUUUGAAAUGAAAAAAAAUCAGUUACACAUUAUAGUUUCGUUAAUAAUUGGAUACUAAUGUUAUACAACUGAUUAUACGAAAUUUAGUAUAUAUAAUACAUUUUGUUGUACUCGGUUAUUACAAGCCAUUUGCGUAAUUCCAUUCGAGAUUGUUUGCGCUUGUUGUGCCGUGUACUCUACUUUCUUUCUCAAAAUAUUUCUAGUUAGACAAAGACUACUUUAGGUAUUUGGUACUAAAUGCUAACAAUGUAAUAAUAUCUUCAGUACAAUAAUCACGUAUGUAAGUUUAAUAGAACUUCCAGAAAUAGAAAUUACAAAUUUCAUGAGUAACACGAAACAACGGUGUAAACAAAUAAAUCUGCUUCACCAUUUAAAAACACCAAAUAAAACCCCUCGGUCAAUUUUUAUGUUAAAUAAACGUUUUUCUAAAUCUUCUAAAAAAAAAAAAAAAAAAAAAGAAGAGAAAAGGCAAGAAAAUAAUAGAAACGGUGAUAAAAAUAGGAUCGUACAUGAAUCUCCAUUCCUUUCGUUGCUUUGACUAAAAAUAAGAAACAAAAGAAAUCUUUUAAAAUCCGCUAUCACAAACGAAUAUGAAUUAUCAGCGAAACACGGACUUCUCAACGAGAAAUAUUACGGAAAUCGCGUUAGCUCGGUGCUCGACGCAUGGACUGUAAAUGGAUCGUGAAGAGACACUUCGUGGAUUCAGUAUCAAUGUGAUGACGAUCAACGACCAAUAGGUUUUUUCUUUUUCGAGAGACGUCGUUUGUUGCGGCCGCACGUUUCACUUCGCUGUUAAAUCCGUUUUUUGUACGCGAUCAACGAUUCCGGUUAAAGACACACACAUUAGCGCGUUAGUUAGGUAUUAUUAAAUAUAGAGCCGGCCGUUUCUAUCGCAGAAAGGGAACGGUUGGGUCGUCGAUGAGAUGUUAUUGUUGGCGAAUAUCGUUAGACGCUUUAAGGAAAACGCGACAACAAUCGGGUGACUCGAUGAUUUUUUCAAAUCGAGAAUGAUGUCGGUCCUGUAUUUUCGACUUUCUAUUUAUGGCUCGAAAAAAUUCUAGCUCCGUUAUAAAAAAAAAAGCUAUGCUCCAAGAUCGUGUACCCCGUGAGUUAGUUGCGGUUGCGACGUUCUUCGUGAUUCGAUCCAUCUCCAAUCCGCCAGAUUGUGACUGUCGUCGAUUGAGCAGAGGAUAUUGUAUAGUUGAAUAAAUUGUAGUCUUGAUCUUCUUAAUCUCUAAAUAAAAGCCGCGAAUUUGUAUUAGAAUUAAACACUCGAAAUCACUGAAUAAUAUAUAAUGAAUAAUAGGAUAUUUCGUUAGUUGAAAAUUUUAAAGUCUGAUUCGAUCGAAAGAUGAAUAAAUUCCUCGCUAAAUUCUUCGCAAUAUGAAUAUUUACAUAUCUGACUGUUUUUUAAACAUCGUUGAUAAAUAUCUUUCAAACUUCGCGUUCGUCGUGAUGUCAGAUAAAGACAAAUGACGAUGACUGACUGUCCGUUAUUCAACUAUAUUAUUUCUUCUGCGCGUAUUCCAAACGCCAGCUCUCGAGAACGUCGAAUUAGCCAAGUUUUUAAGCCGCUAAGUUGGAGUUUCGUAGUGCAUCGGGAGCGUCGAUACUUUACAGUUAUAAAGUGUCCCACAUUUUUAGCGCAGCUUAGCAGACCGCGUAGCGUGACCGUAGUUGAUAGAUUUAAACAGAGUUUAUAGAUAAGUUUUCUUCACCGUAAAGUAUCGUCCGCGUCUCGUAACAAAAUCCCCUUCAAUUUAUUGUAAUUUAGCGUGACGCUUAAUCCCUCAAGUGGCGGCUCUGACUGCCCGAAUCAUCGUUCGUCGAACGAAAUAAUCGAGCGCAUUUUUUGUAUUCGCGAAGAUAAAAAAAAAAAGAAAGAAAAGAAAAAAAAUGGACAACUCACGUCAUGUUACAUUAACGUUUCAAUUGUUCACAGCGUUCACUAUUUAAUUAUAUUGUCGAAAGGACGCGCUGCUUAAGGGAUUAUUCGGUUUUUAAUCAUCAUUUCGUAUACUUCGACCGAGUUGAGCGACGUGUCGAGUGCAGACAAAAAAGGAGGUGUAACGAAAUAACGAAAUAAUAAAGUAAAAGGAAACGUAGCGACGAAAGUGCAAGAGGGAAACGUGGUAUUCUCAGACGAGACAUCGCUUAUUGAGACGUCGGAGACGCGAGAGUUAUAGCGAAUUGUGAAGAAAGAGGGAAGAAAAACAAAGGUGAGAAAAGAUAAGGAGAGGAAGGACGAGAGAAUGAAGUAAGUUAUAGGGUGUUAAGGAGAAAAAUAGAAAAAGGCAAGAAUGAAAGAAAGAGGAAGAACAAGAUACAAAACAAAUUGAAAAGGAAGAAGGCUCGACGAUAGCGAUGGCGAAUCCGUCACGGUGCGCCGACUGACACGUUUUCGGACGGUUUAAAUAUACUUGUAGCGAAAUUAAGAAAUGCAUAUUAUUCUGCCGAUUAACGAGUAAGUGCGUAGAAUUCGUUUAACUGUAGAUAAAGAAAAACACGUACACAGUCACGUACGCGCGAGUGCAAGAUACAUUACCACCUGUAAUCGUUCACCCACGACCACCAAACCCACCCAUAUAUACACAGCGUACAAAACACACAGGUACUGCAUAACAUGAAACAAACAAACAAACACACACACAUACGAACCUACAUACAUGCAUACACAGGCGUAAAUACAUGUACACAAAACAGUUACAUUACUUAGACAUCGGAAAUAACCGAAGUACGAUUUAAGAAACAAAAUAAUAAAACAAAAAGAUCACAAAAACGAAACGAAUGGAGGAGAGAAAGUGAGAAAGCGAGAGAGAGAGAGAGAGAGAGAGAGAGAGAACGAGAGCGAGAGAGAAAAGAAGAAUUAAAGAAAAAAAUUAAUGCAAAACACACACACACAAAGGCGCAACACGUACACGCGCACGCACGUUGCAAUUAGACGUUAUUAUCGCAAUUUGGAGUUAAAUUUUAUAAUAUAUAAUAUAUAAAAAUAUAUAUAUAAUAUAUAUAAAUAAAAGUUGACGGAUAAUAUAGAGUUAUAUUAAAUAUCGAUUAAAAAAAAAAGAAAAAA